GCGAGCCGCAGCGUGUGCGCUUGCGCCGAGCUCCGGGACAGGGCGUGUUCCCCGUUCCGGGCCGCGUUUUGCUCCGAACGAGUGCAUCUCUUGCCACUCAAGUGCGCCCUGCGGAAACCUGUGGUUCUCUCGCCCCACCUGUUAGGUGCUGCCUUCCGCGAACAUGUCCAAGUCUCUGAAAAAGUUGGUGGAGGAGAGCCGGGAGAAGAACCAGCCGGAAGUGGACAUGAGUGACCGGGGCAUCUCCAACAUGCUGGAUGUCAACGGCUUGUUCUCCUUAUCCCACAUCACACAACUGGUCCUCAGCCAUAACAAGCUAACAACUGUGCCGCCAAACAUAGCAGAGCUGAAGAAUUUGGAAGUGCUGAACUUCUUUAAUAACCAGAUUGAGGAGCUGCCCACACAGAUCAGCAGCCUUCAAAAACUCAAACACCUGAAUCUGGGCAUGAACAGACUGAACACUUUGCCUCGAGGAUUUGGCUCUCUCCCAGCUCUUGAGGUCCUUGAUUUGACUUACAACAACUUGAAUGAAAACUCUCUGCCCGGAAACUUCUUCUACCUUACCACCCUGCGUGCACUCUAUCUAAGUGACAACGAUUUUGAAAUCCUGCCGCCAGAUAUCGGGAAGCUCACAAAGUUGCAGAUACUCAGCCUUAGGGAUAACGACCUGAUCUCGCUGCCUAAAGAAAUCGGAGAGCUUACUCAGCUUAAGGAACUCCACAUUCAGGGGAACCGCCUGACCGUUCUGCCCCCAGAACUAGGAAACUUGGAUUUAACUGGUCAGAAGCAAGUGUUCAAAGCAGAGAACAAUCCCUGGGUUACCCCCAUUGCUGACCAGUUCCAGCUUGGUGUGUCCCACGUGUUUGAAUAUAUCCGUUCUGAGACAUACAAAUACCUCUACGGCAGACACAUGCAGGCGAACCCAGAACCGCCGAAGAAAAAUAAUGACAAAUCGAAAAAGAUCAGCCGGAAACCCCUGACAGCCAAGAACAAAUAAAGGGUUGGCAUGGGCUGGACUUCUCGUUACUCCUCUUCCUUGUUACUACUUCUGUUCCCUGUUACUGUAUGCCACCAAUAAAUACAAGGUGUGUGUCGCUUUUCCACUCUCUCCUUCUAGCACUUAGCACUUCACCUCUUAACAUGCUUUUGGUAGGUGGUAGAUUUUUAUAAGUUCUCAAAAUCAUUUCCAUUUGUUUCCUUACCACUGCCAAAGGCAGGAAACAAAGCUCUAAUUCAACUGCAAAUUCCAGAGGAGGCACAGACCUCAGCUCCUUGAAUAGAUGUUCACUAAGGUGCGUGUUCUCAAAAGAAUAAUUAAAAAAUCAGGCGAUCACUUAAAUGUCACCACUAACACUGUUCGCUCUUCUGUUUAUUCACAGAACUCAUUAUUUUGCUUUGUGAAAAGCUUUCCUUAACCAUCAAGGUAUUGUGUUAACUUACAAGUCGUUUUUAAUAAAAUCUUGAAUUUGUAUCA
Molecule: messenger RNA, 1474 nt
Organism: Prionailurus viverrinus (fishing cat)
Lineage: Eukaryota; Metazoa; Chordata; Mammalia; Carnivora; Felidae
Gene: RSU1
Product: Ras suppressor protein 1
Exons: 9
Coding region: 164-997 (277 amino acids)
Molecular function (GO): protein binding
Source: RefSeq, a predicted model, not a curated record